This is a messenger RNA of Gossypium raimondii (Peruvian cotton), 843 nucleotides long. RefSeq lists its product as uncharacterized. Gene Ontology annotation, biological process: translation. The record is from RefSeq and is a predicted model, not a curated record. Gene Ontology annotation, molecular function: structural constituent of ribosome. The coding region runs from base 1 to 843 and encodes 280 amino acids. Lineage: Eukaryota; Viridiplantae; Streptophyta; Magnoliopsida; Malvales; Malvaceae. Gene Ontology annotation, cellular component: ribosome. The transcript has 9 exons.
AUGAACAGACUUCAGUGGCGUAUUUUAGUGGAUAACUUACCUCUUACAGAAUAUUUUAGCUUUUCCAAGGAUGGUCCCCUUGCUUAUCGGAGUUUUUCAACUACAGUUUUGACUCCUGAUUCAAGCGGAGGUGCUUUUCCAUCCAAUUUACUGUCUUCAAAGACUGUACUAACACCAGAGUGUACUAUAGGACUUUUUGAAGACCUAGUAAUUCCCUUGACAAAUUUUCAUGAUGAAUACAAGGGAUUCAUGGUUUUGCUUGGUGGAUGUUUUUAUGUGCCUAUUGGAAAGGAUAUUAUCCAUCGUGUUGUAUUAUGGCAGCUUGCAAAACGACAACAGGGAACUCAUUCAACAAAAACUAUUAGUGAGGUUAGUGGGACUGGUAGAAAGCCGUGGCAACAAAAGGGUCUUGGUCAAGCAAGGCAUGGAACCCUGCGUGGUCCCCAGUUUCGAGGUGGUUCUACCAUGCAUGGCCCUAAGCCAAGAAGUCAUGCUAUUAAGUUGAAUAAGAAGGUUCGACGUCUUGGACUGAAGAUUGCACUAUCUGCUCGUGCUGCUGAAGGGAAGCUUCAUGUCUUCGAGGAUUUGGAGGUCCCUACACAUAAGACCAAAAAUAUUGUGAACUAUGUAAAUCAAAUGGAGAAUACCAAGAAAGUACUGCUGGUGGAUGGUGGCCCCAUAAAUGAUAAUUUGAAGCUAGCUACACAAAAUCUACAUUAUGUCAAUGUCUUGCCAUCAAUUGGCUUGAAUGUGUAUAGCAUCUUGCUGCAUGAUACGUUAGUGAUGUCCCGUGAUGCUGUUGACAGGAUUGUUGAGCGAAUGCGCACUCCGAUCAACCGCUGA